GCGGUCUGGCGAAGCCCGUGCGCCGGGUGGCGGCCGCGUUCCAGCGGGUCCUCUUGGCGGCACCGCGGGUUAAGGCUGGGGGCUCGGGCAGCCUCUGUGUCACCUCGGUCGGAGCGUUCCCAUCACUGCUGCCUUCGGCCCGCAGUCGAGCCCUACCCUGCUCCACACCCUCGGCGGUGCGGAAGUGAGCCCAGUUCGAGUCCUUCGCCGCCGCCCUGUGGCGGCCUCAGCCCCCAGGCCAGCCCAAGGGACGCGAUCCAGAGCAGAAGGCGCUAGGCCCCACCAAGAAGGGGGGGCCCGCGCGCCCCGCCGCUCGCCCUGCCCGAGAGCCAGGGCGGCGCCGGACUUCGUGCAGCCCAGAGGUCCAGCCUUGCGAGGUCCCGCUCGGAGGGUCGCCGGUUCACUGAUCAAGCGCCGGCUAGGGCACUGUCAAGCCUGUAUGUACGCUCCACAUCAGCGCCACCAGGCCAGCGUUUCGUCCUGUAGCAAAAGAGGGGGUAAGGCCAACCGAGAGAGCGUCAGCGAUACGCGGGGUUGCUGCUGCAAGACAGUGCACGGGGCCUAGCUCUGCACCUGCUGAUGCCCCUGCCUCUGUGUGACCCAGCAGUAGGACUUAGGAGCAGUGCCUCUGAGUUGAACCUUGCGCCCUCUCUGUGUUUGGCUCUGCACACUGAGCUUCGUGGCUGUAGCCAAGCCUGGUCCUCUCCCCCCUUCAGUGUGAAGAGGAUGCCCAAACUGCAGGGCUUCGAAUUCUGGAGCCACACCCUAGGGGCAGCCCGACACGUGGUGGCACCCAUGGUGGACCAGAGUGAGCUGGCCUGGAGGCUUCUGAGCCGACGCCAUGGAGCACAGCUCUGCUACACUCCCAUGCUGCAUGCCCAGGUCUUCGUCAGAGAUGCCAACUACCGGAAGGAGAAUCUAUACUGUGAAGUGUGUCCUGAGGACCGGCCUCUCAUCGUGCAGUUUUGUGCCAAUGACCCGGAAGUGUUUGUCCAGGCAGCUCUCCUGGCUCAGGAUUACUGUGAUGCCAUUGACCUGAAUUUGGGCUGUCCACAGAUGAUAGCUAAGCGGGGUCACUAUGGAGCCUUCCUGCAGGAGGAGUGGGACCUGCUCCAGAGAAUGAUCCUUUUGGCCCAUGAAAGACUCUCCGUUCCUGUCACAUGCAAAAUCCGGGUCUUCCCAGAGAUUGACAAGACGGUGAGGUAUGCUCAGAUGCUGGAGAAGGCUGGCUGCCAGCUGCUGACGGUACAUGGGCGCACCAAGGAGCAAAAGGGGCCCCUAGCAGGAGCAGCGUCCUGGGAACACAUCAAGGCUGUGCGGAAGGCUGUGGCCAUCCCUGUGUUUGCCAAUGGUAACAUCCAGUGCCUGCAAGAUGUGGAGCGGUGCAUCCAGGACACGGGCGUGCAGGGGGUCAUGAGUGCGGAGGGCAACCUGCACAACCCUGCCCUGUUCGAGGGCCGAAGCCCUGCCGUGUGGGAGCUGGCGGAGGAGUAUCUGGACAUUGUGCGGCAGCACCCCUGCCCACUGUCCUAUGUCCGGGCCCACCUCUUCAAGCUGUGGCACCACACGCUGCAGGUGCACCAGCAUCUUCGAGAGGAGCUUGCCAAAGUGAAGACCCUGGAUGGUAUUGCUGCUGUGAGUCAGGCACUAAAGCUGCAAUGUCAGGAAGACAUGUCCAGACAGGAGGAGGGAGUGAGGCCAUCCGGUGACUUGCCUUUCUUCCAUUGGAUCUGCCAGCCCUACAUCCGGCCAGGGCCUAAGGAGGAGAGUAGAGAGAACAGUGGUGGCCGCAGCAAGCGGGCUCUGGAGGAGGAGGCAGGCAGUGUGGAUGGCCUGUCCAAGAACAAGCAAAAGAAGCAGCUGCGGAACCCCCAUAAAACCUUUGACCCUUCUCUGAAACCAAAAUAUGCAAAGUGUGACCAGUGUGGAAAUCCAAAGGGUAACAGGUGUGUGUUCAACCUGUGCCGUGGCUGCUGCAAGAAGCGGGCCUUCAGAGAGACAGCAGAUUGCCCAGGUCACGGGUUGCUUUUUAAAACCAAAUUGGAGAAGUCUCUGGCUUGGAAAGGGACCCAGCCUGGACUCCAGGAGCCUCAACAGGUGGGGCCUGGAGCACCAGGUAGCUUCUCUGAAGUCAUGGGCAGUGCCCUGGCCUGAGGGGCCGGCAGGAACGACCCCCACCCCAGGACUGCUGCUUUAGCCUGGACACUUCUCAUUUAGGGAAAUGCCUUUACUCAGGGAAUCUGCUGCUGUCUGACAUAGAAGGACAUGCUGACGUCCUCUGGCUCACACAGGCCUAGCAAUGCUGCACCAGGGGCAGGCCCAGGCUGGACCUGCCCUGUCCUCAUAUCUUGUGUUUUCAAAAGUGAACAAUAAAUCAUUUCAAAGGUAUGCACACAGAGCC
Molecule: messenger RNA, 2401 nt
Organism: Castor canadensis (American beaver)
Lineage: Eukaryota; Metazoa; Chordata; Mammalia; Rodentia; Castoridae
Source: RefSeq, a predicted model, not a curated record